GAGAGAGACAGAGAGACAGAGAGAGAGAGAGAGGCAGUGACGAGGAAGUGCCAAUUGACAGACGGCCCCCUCCCCCGCCAGGCAGCCAUGCGCAAGGCCUUCGCGCACAGACAUUCUCCUCGUUGGUGCCGAUGAUGGUGUUGUGUUGCUGGUGCUACUGGAACUGGUGCUCGUCGGCUCUCUGAAUAAGAAGAAGAAGAAGAAGAAGAUGAUGAUGGUGGUGGAGCUGUGCUUCGAGCGGAAGCGAUGGUGAUGUGCAUGGUGGAUAUCUAUCUCUCGAUAAGAUCGAAGGGAGGCGUAGGUGGGCAUCGGUGCCGCAGUGAACGAGCGAUUAGUGCCGAAGGUUUAGGGUCCGACCACGGGCGCACGAACACCUAAAAGACGCACGCACGGAGAGAGUGAGAGAGAGAGAGAGAAGAAGAGGGAGGGAGGUGGAGAAGGAGGGGAGAGGUUGAUUGCGCGGGUGUUGGUUUGGUUUGGGUGGGGGCGGGCGUACGAAGCAGAAGCAGCAUCAGCAGGAAGGAGGACGUUUUGAGAGGACAGAACACGAGGCGAGAAGGCACUCGAAGGAAGGUCGACGAGAUAGGAUGGAAGGCGAAACAUAGCGAGAGCAAAAGCUCCAGCAGAUCGCCACAUCUGCUCUCAAUUUGCUCUCGUUGCUGCUGCUGCUGCUGCUGGGGUUGUGCGAUUCUCAUUGGUGUUCUGAAAAAAGACGAGGACGACGAGGACGACUACUACGAAGGUCGACUGCGACUGCGACUCCUUCUUCACCUCGUCUUCUUCUUGACAUGAUGACAAAUAACGGUGUGGAUUAGGCGAGGCUCGGCAAGGUAAGGUGUGUGGCGAAACAGGGCAAUCUUGGGGACGGGCAGUAGAAAAGUAGGAGAGCAGGGAAGGGGAGGAGAGGAGAGGAAAGGAGAGGAGAGCCGAGGGUCGAGAGGGCGAGGCAGGGGCGAUGACUCUUGGGUAUGAGCCGGGAUUGUAUGCCUACACGGGGAAUGUGGAGGAGAAGGGAAUACCGACGUUGAUAGUGUGGAGCCAUGAGGGCACGAAUGUGUCGGUCGAGGGUUCGUGGGAUAACUGGAGCACGCGGGAGCCUCUACAGAAAGUGGGGAAGGAUUUCACGAUCAUGAAAAUUCUGCGCAACGGGGUGUACCAGUACAAGUUCAUCGUCGAUGGGAAGUGGAGCUACGCGGUGGAUUUGCCCUCCAUGUACGACGAGAUGGGCAAUGUGAACAAUGUUCUCGACGUCCACGACUACGUGCCCGAUAAUCUGGACGGGAUUGCGAGCUUCGACCCUCCCCCAUCCCCCGACUCCACCUACGGCGACGAUGCAAUGCCUGCCCCGGAGGACUUCGCCAAGGAGCCCCCCGUGCUGCCCCCGCACUUGCAUCUCACUCUGCUCAAUGCCUCUCCUCCCCGCGACGGUCAAGUCCCCGGCCCGAUUCGCGUCCCGGGAACCCUAUCACGCCCCCCGCAUGUGAUUCUGAACCACACCUACGUUGACAGGUCAAACUCGGUCAUGACCCUGGGAUUGACUCAUCGAUAUCGAUCCAAGUUCGUUACUGUCGUUCUUUACAAACCUGUUCGUAAGUGCUAACAUCGGCGUCACCAUCACCGUCACCGUUUUUCUCAUGGUUUGCGCUCAUGCGUUUUGGUAGGAAGGCGUAGAAGGAUGAUUUGUUUAGGCUGAGUGUAAUUGUACCUAAGAUACUUGAGAGUUCAGGAGGAUUUCGAUCGGCCAGAAUCGGCCAGGCCACGAUCCAUCAUCAUCCGGUUGCUCAGAGACAGAAUACUCAGUGUCUUCACACGAUUAUGUAGAUUGUUUGGAUAGCGUAGCGACAAUAGGUAGACGAUAUCCAGGAGUAGACGUGGUUUCCCUUUUUUUUUUUUUUUCCUUUUCUUAUUUCGUUGGUUUUCCAACUCUCCCUUGCCAUGGAUUACCCACCAGCAAGAAAGCAGAAGCAGCAGCAGCAGCAAUGUGGGCUGGGAAAGAUGUACCCAUUGAGAUCAAAUCAGAGGAGAUAGAUGAUGCUAAGUGGUCCUGGAUAUAGGAAGGGCAAGCAAGAAUGCAGGAACGAUCUUCAACACAACGUGUGUGCUACGAAGAAGAAGAAGAAGACCUGGUGACUAAAUUCCAAAUGAGGGGACAUGUACACUAAUUGUAAAGGAAGAGCUGGCAUCCUCAGUCGGAUGACCCCCCCCCCCUCUCAAUACUGUAGGUGCCGUUUUGGCCAAUGCAAAAAGGAAAAAAAAAGAAACGAAGUGAAUAUCAUUUUCUGACUCUCGCAAGGUUAUCGUCGUGUGCCCAAUCAAUAACUCUUCUCCACUCCUAAACUGCUGUACUCAAGUUUCUUGAACGUAUCUUUUGAAGCGUUGGUGCAUCACCCGAGCACAUUCCGAAGAAUCUGCAGUCGAUGCUUUCGUGGUCCUCGUUUGUUUUGGGUUCCGUGAACUCUCACCUUUUCAGUGCAUCGUAGGCAUGACCGAGAGUGUUGCAACGAGUUCGGCACGACAAGUAGCCAUUGACAGGUGACUGCACCAGCCAACUGCAGCGCGAAGUCAUAUCCAAUCACUAUCUAUGUGGCUAUUUCGGAAAACGUAUAGAACCCGAAGUCUCAUACUUUAUCACACGAGUUGAGGAGUAAGCAUCAUGUGGGCAGAUCCUACCAGGAAAUCACUUUGCUUGCGCCAACUGUAUUCCAGUUAAUGUGCCGUAUCAUGGUAUGUUCCAUGUGACUACUUCUUUUGGUUCGCAUCACGACUUGCGCAUCCGGCGCAUAAAGCUGGAAGGCGGUGGAUCUUCUAUGCGCAUUAACUCCAAAGAAAUGACAACUGAAUGCCCAUGUUGACCGACCUCGCCAGUAACGACUCGAUGGAAUCGAACAUAUUCUGAAGUUUAUGUUGAUAUCGGAUUUACUUUCUGCUCUCGACCAUCCAGAUUCGGUUUCCGUUCACAAAC
Molecule: messenger RNA, 2962 nt
Organism: Marchantia polymorpha subsp. ruderalis
Lineage: Eukaryota; Viridiplantae; Streptophyta; Marchantiopsida; Marchantiales; Marchantiaceae
Source: the annotation of a GenBank genome assembly